Dentiscutata heterogama is the source of this 1984-nucleotide messenger RNA. Lineage: Eukaryota; Fungi; Glomeromycota; Glomeromycetes; Diversisporales; Gigasporaceae. The record is from the annotation of a GenBank genome assembly.
AUAUUAUGAAGCUUCUAUUUAUGAACUUAAAGACUAUGUAAAAAAUCUUAAAAAUGAUGAAAUUUUACAGAAUUUACUUCCAGCAAUCGAAAAUAUUGUUGAAGAAAAAGAGUCAACUAAAGGCACUGCUAAAGACUGCAUUGAAGAUUAUGAAAAAUUGCCAAAGUUUACCUGGAAAGAAUUUAAUGAACGUGUUCAUAGUGGUGUUAUUGGGUCUGAUAUUACCAACGAUUUUUACAAUAAGCAUCAAAACAUUUCAAUCACCGAAGAAUUUGAUGCACCAGAAACACCUUUAUUAUUAACCGAAGAGCCUUCCAAGAAAAAUUCCAUGAUAUCUAAAUAUAUUUAUCACCUUCAAGGGAAAUCUACUCCUCAAAAAGAAAACACUUUUGCUACUUUUAUUGAUAUUCUUAAUUCAAAAUAUUAUUUAAAAGCUCCCAUUGCACAACAUACUCAUAGUAGGUUUGCAACUCAAACGAUGGCUUCGAUGGUUAUAGCUAAAAUUGAAGGAGUUGAAAAAGAUUAUGUAUCAGAUAGGUUUUCUAUGGCAACAUCCCUUGAUAGUCCAAUCAAUUCAUUAUCUAGCGAUGACGGUGAAUUACCUUCUAAUAUGGAGCAUAUCAAAUUUCAUCGUUAUAAGCUUACUAGUAAAGCGAUGGUUAAUGUAAAUGAUAAAAUUCCUGUGAUGAGAUUUACAUUCACCAAAAUUUAUCAAUAUAGUAAUGAUAAUAAUGAGAGAUUUUAUCCAGGAAGUUACAUUGAAUUAUUUGCCAAAGUAAAAGGUCAGAUGGUAACAAGAAAAUAUAGUCCAUUAGAAGGCAAAAUUUCAAAAUCAUUUUCGAUUUAUAUUAAGAUUUAUCCGACUGGACUUUUAUCUCGGCAUUUGAAUAAACAACUGUUAGGAUAUGAAGUUUUAGUCCGUGGUCCAUUUGAUCUCAAAUUAUCUCCUUAUACUGGAAUGUUACCAUUUACUGUAAAAGGUUCCUUAUUAAAUCCGAAUAGCCUUGAUGGAUGUUGGAAUGAAUUAUACAUGAUUGCUGGAGGUACUGGUGUAACACCAAUGUUGCAGUUAAUAAAGUACCAUUUAGAACAAUCAUCAAAGCAAAUUAACGAAGUUGAUAAUUAUAAAAGGAUGAAUUUACUAUAUGCAAAUGACACAGUUGAAGAUAUCAUUGAUGGCAUAUUGCUCGAAGAUUUAGCACUCACGAGUCGUGGACAACUUACUGUCACAUAUUGUCUUUCAAAUCCACCUGAAGAAUGGAAAGGUUUAAGUGGAAUAAUUGAUUUGAACUUAUUAUCAGAAUGGCUAUCUAAAAUGGGAUGUGAUUUAUCUUCAUAUUCACCUGAACAAUAUCAAAGUUCUUCAAAUGUUGGAAAUAUUUUUCUUAGUAGUUCCGUACGCUAUGUCGGAUAUAAUGAUAUAUAUAAUAUCAAAGAUGAUCAAAAGAAUUCAAAACGAUCUUUUGUCUCCUCUCUGUCACAAAUUAAUGAAAUUUUACAUGAAACUCAGUCUUCGAAGAGAAGUUCAAAAACUUCUUUACAACUUAAUGAAAAUUUUCAUGAAACUCAGUCUUCGAAGAGAAGUUCAAAAACUUCUUUACAACUUGACAGAGAAACAAGUGAUGAUUCUAAUAAUAAAUUCACAUUACAAAAAGGAGUAUCUAAAAAAAAUUCUCAACAAUCGAUAGACCUUAAUACUCUUCCUUCAGCGUUACGGACAGGUGACUUACAAUCAUCCACUUCACGAUCAUCACCAGCAAUUACCACUCCUGGGGAUGACACGAUAAAUAAUGAAAAUGAAUCUACAUUUAAAGAAACUAGUCCUUCAGGAGAAAUUAGUCCUUUAUUUGAUAAAAGCUCUGGAAUUAACUUUUUGCAUCGAAAAAUUAUUGUUUGCGGACCAAAUGGAAUGGUAAAAGUUGUAGAACAUGCUUUGUAUAAUAUGGGAUACAACGAAAAUGAUAUUAUUUUAUUAUACAGUUAA